AUGGCGUCUUUGCCUGAGACUACACCCGUCAACCCACAGCUUCGGCAUGAGGUAGUCUUUAACGAUCUACUUCGUGCCAUAGAGGAAUCCGAGUCGUCAGAGCUCAACCCUCUUCUCCGUGCUUUGCGUCAAGAGAUACCCGAGGAAGAAAGCGAGUUCCAUGCUUGGUUUUCCAGCAUGUUCAAGUCGAUACUUCAACGCAUAGACUUUGAGAAGAUUUUCGAUGACGACGUGCCGAACUCAGUCAAAGACUUUCUCAGGGAAUACGCACGCGCCCCAUACGAGGGCGCCCCAUCUGACAAGGAACCAAUGCUCAACUACUACUUGCAACUCGGUUCAGCGCAAACCUCGUGGCUCUCCGCUAUCCCUCCCCCGUCACCACACUUCCACCAUCUAGCCACUUUCCUAUGCCGAAACAUUGAGCCUUUCCCAGAAAUACUUGAAGCAGAUGGGAAGCCAAUGGAUCGGGUCCGACCAGGGACUAAAUUCGAGAACUGGGGACAAACAGUCGAGAAUUCCCCGGCUUAUACGUUUGUUGCACGUACCGAGGUUGGAAUAUGCAAUUGGUCAAGUGGGCAGCGGGAGCUAAGAAGAAGGGACUUCUAUUCGGCCGAUAAUGAAGUCCUAGUUAUGUUACUUCCCAUCAAAGUGCUCGCCGAUCUACCUUCGUAUAGCCCACCUAUGGAAGAAAUCCAAACAUUCUGA
This is a messenger RNA of Rhizoctonia solani, 705 nucleotides long. Its product is annotated as cholesterol oxidase. The record is from RefSeq and is a predicted model, not a curated record. The transcript has 4 exons. Bases 1 to 705 code for a protein of 234 amino acids. NCBI's taxonomy places the organism in Eukaryota, Fungi, Basidiomycota, Agaricomycetes, Cantharellales, Ceratobasidiaceae.